AUGGCACCCAAAAACGCGCAGAAACGUGAGCUUAGUGCGGCCGAGCUGGCCAUGUUGGAUGACAUCGGUGCUGGCCGUAUCGAUGAGCUCCCCUUGGAGGACACCGGCAGGGUUCCUCGUAACGUCGCUGCCAUGAACAGCAUUGAGAGCGGCCGAACCGGAACGGACAAUAGAUGGAACCAAGCCAUUGCCGGAGGCGCCUUCGAAGACGAUGACGCCGCUGUUGUCGCAGGACAGAGGGAGCUUGCGAAUGGCCAGCUUGCUCGUAUGCGUCGAGCUGCUGACCUUUCCUACAUGGCUGUCAACCGAGGCUUCGACUACAACGAUCGUCGUCUUCGCCAAAACCACAACGGCCAGGUUGCCCCGCGAGCGCAAUUCUUUCGAGGCGAGCGAGGUCCUGCGCGGGCUGGCCUGGCUCACACGGGAGAUGGCCCUGUCGAGCUCCGCGGAGCGAUGCGCAACAGCCGGCAUGCACCUCAGCCUGCGCCUGUGUCAAAUGCCAGCACGCAGCGCCCUGCUAGGUCCUCGACGAAUGACAUGUUGCCAUCCGUUGUUUCUAGUGCUCAUGGAUCGGACCAAGCCUUGCCCUUUCGCGCCCGACCUUUGGACGCAACUCGACCUCCGCCUCAACCCGCAGCUGUUCCCACUGUCAGCAGUGCUCCACAAGAGGAAGCCCAAGUGCCGUCGACCACUGUGUGCCUUUUACUGCCUGAAGGACACUCUGUAUUGUUCCAGGCAACAGUAUCAUUUGCGUCACCCGCCUUCCUCGACCGAAUUGCGGAGUACCCUGGGACUAUUUACCUAGUUGCUGGACCUGCCACGAACGAGGAUCAGAUCAUCCUCCACAUCGAUGAGGAUCGCGUGGGGGAUGUGAAGCGUCGUACAGAAGAAUACGUUGACUACCUCUCCGAUGCCGACCGACUAAUCCUGCAAUUCAAGGACGAAGUUGGCUACAUCACCUGGUUCGUGGUUAUAUUUCGCCAGCGGGAUAUCAUGGUUGCUUUCGUGGAUGCUCUUCGGAAGUUCGUCGGCCGCUUGAAAGAGCCAUCCCCAAGCCCAGCUGCUCCAAAUAUGGGCCCUUCCCUCGUCGAUACUUCAGCUCUGCCCGUUGAGCCUCCGCAUGACAUCUCGGCCCCGAUCAUCGAGAGCCCCGUUCUGCCGAACGAGACUGCAUACGAUCUCACCACGGCUGGCAAAUCCCUCGCGGAGACGACUUCGCGGAGCACAGUAGCUCGGCAACCAGACACCCUAAGGACGAUCUCUAUGGUGAUUCUUGAGGACAUUGUGUCAUGGGCUAUGCACAUUGUUGCUUUCGUUAGAGAUUCUGGCCCUGCGGAGUUGGCGAAUGCCGAUGCACUCCCUGGCAUUAUUCGAGGAGCGGCUGCUGCAGUUUUGAUGGAAAAGCAUGCUGGAUUCGCUGACCUUGAUUCUAAAGAACGGGUUGCUUAUGUCGAUAAUAUCUGCGCCCCGCAGGUAUUCGAGAGAUUCAAGCGGCGAAUGCUUGAAGAUGCAGCCAAGAAGGGGCCUACGGAGGCUGUAUCGACAACUGAGCCCAAGACUCAGAAGUCCCCAGAUGUGCAAGAGACCUCGCCUCCUAAGCGUCCUCGGCCGAAGUACACCAUCCAGAAGCUAUUGCAUCUAGAGUCCACAGCCGUCGACCCACCUGAGUUCUUGACAGAGCUGAGAUACCUGCCCGAGAUGAAUCCGGAGAAUCGAGCCCUGAUCGAGCAGAUCAUUCGGCAGGCUCAUGGGCUUCCCGGCACCUCCCUACCAUUGCAGGCGCCCCAGGUCUCAGGGCGCGCAACUCCUCGGACUACACACAUGAAUUGCCCGAGGGCAGGAACUAAGCUUGAUGGUCAUGUCUCUCCAGCUCGUGCGCAAAACGUUGGCGGUCGCAACUCUGACGCUGGUUCAGUACAUGCUGCACCAGCCCUACCAACCCACCCACCUAGGGUCACAGUGACUGCUCCGGUCGAGAUGCCUCAUCCUGAGGAGCCUCUCAUCUCCAUUCAUGGCGAGAUGAACGGACUGAACUCUUCGAGACACAACAAGAACGGUGUGGAUCUACUUGGACAGAGCGCGGGUCAGUUCACCGGUGCGCUCUCAAAGAACAAAUCUCACCUGGAAGAUUUGAUGUUAAUUGAUCGAGUCGAGGACUUCGAGGUUAUCCGUGCCAACGACCCCGAGGUCGCCGAGAUUGCGGACCGGUUUGCACGAGUCCACUUCGACGACGGACUACCCACUUAG
This is a messenger RNA of Diaporthe citri, 2247 nucleotides long. RefSeq lists its product as uncharacterized. Bases 1 to 2247 code for a protein of 748 amino acids. The record is from RefSeq and is a predicted model, not a curated record. The transcript is spliced from 2 exons. Lineage: Eukaryota; Fungi; Ascomycota; Sordariomycetes; Diaporthales; Diaporthaceae.